AUGUCGACCAGUAAUACAACGAUAACGAAAGAUGGCGACAGCCUGGCUACGUUGAAGACGCAGUCAAGUAACUCUAAACAUCAUAAGCAACCAUCGUCAAGUCACGACGAUAACACAUUGCUGCAAUCAUCGGAAUAUGAUGCUCAAAGUGCUUUCUCCUAUGAUGAAUUUGAAGGAAAUUCGCAGCGUUUAGAGAUGGCUGCACAUUUCUUAAAUAAAAUUCAAGCGCUUCGUUCCGUUUUGGAAAGUGAUAUAUUGGCUGCGGACGCUAAAUGGACGUUGUUUGUCGCCGCGGCUCUAAGCUACCGUUACGACUGCCAGUUGAUACCAUGUCCAUCCCGUUACACGGAAGAACAUUCAAUUUGCGAUAUAGAUGCUUUAGUUACCGUAAUCAACGAUACGCCUAAAUUACGAGUGGUGUAUCAGAACAUUGUUGAGAAAAAUUUCGAUGAACUUGACGCAGAUGUUAUGGAACUUUUGCAUUGGGUAUUAGUUGAGUUGAAAGGAUUUAAUUUACGUUCACUUGAUCCGGAGGAAAUUAAUUCCUUGAUACAUAGCAUUGAUGCGAAAGCUCAACUAACUGGACCUGCGUAUGCUUUUGAGGUUAUAUCACCGUCAAGCGUUCAUCCGCUCGAAGAGUUGCCUAAGCGUGCUGGUGACAAACCAAAUACUUUGGCUUUUUAUGGCAAUAAAUUGGAUACGUUUUAUAGCGUUAUCAACAACGGCUUCCGACUACAAGCGACUCCGAAAAGGAUUUUUAAGCUAACCAACGAUUUCAAUACUAGUCUGCAGUUAAGUCCGCCCUGCCCUGGAUGGGGAGCUUCGCAAUGCGGUCCAAUGAUUUCUUGCGCGGCGCUUUGUGAGUUCGCUUAUAGCUCGGAAUUGGUGCAUUUUCACACCAAUGAAAAUAAUAAGAAGAGCGUCAAUAUUGACGUAAUGUCACCAGAUCUUUUACGUAUACGUUAUAUAUUCUUUAUUGCUAGUGCGGGAUCUAAGCAAAGACGAUCCAGGCGAGGUUUCUUUUGUUGGGUGCGACGCCAUAAGUACUCCUUAUCAUUAGCUACCUAUGUGCUGCUAAUGGUGUCGAUCGGCAUUGCCAACAGCAGCAGCGGCCAUGCUAUAAAGGAUUUUCUCGCUAAGAAAUUGAACAGCGUGUUGGAUUUUUGUAAGCACGCAACUAUGAUUGAAUCCUAA
This is a messenger RNA of Glossina fuscipes, 1194 nucleotides long. It is a transcript of the gene Parp16, whose product is annotated as protein mono-ADP-ribosyltransferase PARP16. The transcript has a single exon. Gene Ontology annotation, biological process: endoplasmic reticulum unfolded protein response. Gene Ontology annotation, molecular function: protein serine/threonine kinase activator activity; kinase binding. Bases 1 to 1194 code for a protein of 397 amino acids. Gene Ontology annotation, cellular component: membrane; nuclear envelope; endoplasmic reticulum tubular network. NCBI's taxonomy places the organism in Eukaryota, Metazoa, Arthropoda, Insecta, Diptera, Glossinidae. The record is from RefSeq and is a predicted model, not a curated record.